This is a messenger RNA of Oryzias latipes (Japanese medaka), 3264 nucleotides long. RefSeq lists its product as uncharacterized. Gene Ontology annotation, cellular component: membrane. Gene Ontology annotation, biological process: regulation of cell differentiation. NCBI's taxonomy places the organism in Eukaryota, Metazoa, Chordata, Actinopteri, Beloniformes, Adrianichthyidae. The record is from RefSeq and is a predicted model, not a curated record.
CUGCUGGGUUCUUGUGAUAGUGCAAGAACAAAUAUCUUGCUCCUUGCACAGUCUGAAAGCCUUCAUUUUCAUGUUGUAGGAGCUCAUUUGACUCAAUUAUUCUCCAUUUACAUCAUAAUCUGAAGCAUUUCAGCAUAUUACGGAUUAAACUACCUUUGCUUCAUUUGAUGGACGUGAGGAACAGCAACCAACAUUCUUUAGUCGUGUCGUCUCACAGCUUUUCUGAUGUUUUCCCUUCCGUCGCCAUCGUGGACUCCGUGUCCCCCCCGCACAUGUAGAAGAUUUGGACCCAACAGCCCACAUUUACCCCAUGCAGAGCUCUAAAGCACAGCAGCAUCUCCUCAGAUCAAUCCUGUUAUGUAACGUCAUUACAGAUAUGAUGGAAAAACAAUUUGCUCCACUGCGCAGCAUUUAAUUCCUCUCAGAUAUUGAACAUUGGAAAACAGUAAAAACCUCACUGGACGCACGCAUCUCACAUCUGAGCAGAUUAAAAUCUUGCUUGGGGCUGAAACGGCGAGCUUCCAGCUGUGCAAGAAACCUAAUCCUUCAGAUUAAAUCGGCCCGAGCGGAAGGUGAUCCGUGCUCUGCUCCUGAGGCCGGCCGAGGCCACAGAGCUGCGCUCCGUGCAGGUUUGGCUGAACCGUCCUGACCUUCCAUAUGCUGCAGACUGUGCCCAAAUGGAGGCUUAAGCCUCACGGCGUGCUGCAGGAAAACAGCAAGUCAUGCCGGACAUCUGCCAUGGUUCAGGAGAACUUGCAGUAAUUAUGUGGACCUCAUCUGCUGCAGCCUCAUCAGGGGGAAGGCCUGAAUCGUGGGGGAUUAGUCUCCAGCUCUCGCUCUCUUGGCCUAUUUUCAGCAUCGCUCGCCCUGCGCCCGAUUCCAGCUGCUUCUGACUGCAGACAUGAGCACGGGCGGUGGCAUCCAUCGAGGUUUCCUCAAAAAAUACGGCGGCUUCAUGUUCAAGCAGUGGAAGGAGAAGUACCUGGUGCUGACAGUAGAGGGCAGCCUGCUGGUGUGUCGGGAUGCGGAGUCCCCUCCGGACCAGGUGGUGUCACUACAAACCUGCUGUGAGUCGGUGGCCGAGGGCCGAGAGAUCCUGGACCUGCCCAGGCUGCCCCCAGGGGGCAGGAGAGACUGCUGCUUCGCCCUCAUCCUGCCCCAAAACAAAUUCCUGCUGCUGCUGUCAGACAGCCCUGACGACUGCAGUCUUUGGCUGCGACUCAUCAGGAAGGUGAGAGAGGGCGUAAUGUCACCCCAAACCCUGCAAAGACAGCGCAGCAUCACUCCCUGCAUCACAGACAGAGACCCGCUGCCCGACUCAGCGAGCGAUAAGGACCCCGGCUCACCCAGGGUGGGUGAGGGCACCCCGCCUUUGGCCCGGGUCACCGAGAGGGGAGGCUCAUUCAGAGACAGAAGCCAAGUCCCAGCAGCCAGCGGGGGGAGGCGGCCACUGCGCAGUGUUUCCGUGGCUCCACCGCAUCGUGUCUCGGAUUGUCUUCGCCAUGGCAACAGCACAGACGCUCGGGCCGUGAGGGCCGUGUGUCUGCUGAUGGGAGGGGCGGCGGCCUCGUCGGCUCUGGGCUACAUCAGCUCCUGCGGCCCCUCCUCACCCCUCGCCACUAGAGGGCCGGAGAUCGCCCAGGGCGCGGGAGGCUUCUCCGAGCUCUCCACCGGGGGCUCGUUCCACGCCUGCAGCCAGGACGUGGACUCCCCCCACUUCAACAGCUUUGAUUUCGAAGGAGACUCUGACUUUGAUGCAUUUGACUGUGGAGGAUUCGCCUUUUAGGGGGAGAGACUGUCGUUCUGAUGGUCAGACGUGUUUCUCUUUAUCUACAUCAACAUUUGUUAAACGUAAGAAUGACUUUAAUGAUGGUGUUCAGCCUGGCUCCUGCUUCACAUUUAUUAUCUUGACUCCUCUGAACUCUGCCUGUUACAUGUUUAAUGUCUCAUGGGAAAAUACUGCUGUGGAAAAAAGUCUGUACACCCUUUUUAGGUGUAAAAAUGACAGAAAAUUGAUCAGUUUAAAAAGAAAAAACCUUUUAGAAGAAAAACUGUUGUUUUAAGCUAAAGUUGGACUUUUUGGAGACAGAAAUAAAUUAAGAGCACAUAUUUUUGGAGAAAAGAUUUUUUUUCUGUUUCAUGCUAAACAUGUGUGUGUUGAUGUUGAUGAUGUCAUCAGUUUUAGUUGUGUUAAACAAACUUUCCCUGGUUUCAUUUGUCUGUGGUUCCUCAACAAUCGUUGAAACACAAAUUAAAUUAAGAUUAGGAUUUUUUUUACAUUUUCCUUUUUAAAGAUAUUAACAUUUAAAAAUUUUCUGAACACCUUCGGUACAAUAAUCAGGUAAUUGUUUGGUGUUUUAUGCACAGAGAUAAUGGCCUCCCACAAUAAAAAUGAUAAAAUCUAAAUCAAUAUUAUUCAGAAUAAAUGUUUGCUUUCUACUUUCUGUUUUACAAAUGUAUUUGUCAUUCCAGCAAUGCCACCUGCCCCCCCUAACAGCUACCCCAAUUUCUCUGUUAUGACCCAGAAGUGACAUAAAGGAGUGUUAUAGAGGGAAUGCAGUAUAAAGGUGGUGUUUACAUGAAGAGACUCCGCUCUGCUCUCCAGGCUGCAGGUCAAAGAGCAGACAUGUUUCUGCAGCCAUGCCUGUUGUUUUCUGUCGACUCCUUGCAAUCCGGUUUGUUUGGUCAAUGUGAGAUGGAGCCCCUUGUGACUAAACUUCACAGUUCAUUGUUUUAUCUGCUGCUUCUGUUUGCUUUUGGGGGUAUUUUCUGUUUGAAUAGACAGGACUUGCUAGAAUAAAUAUCUUUUGGGUAUUUCAAAGGUUAAUUUUAAGAAUUUUGAAAUGAAAUGCUCAGAGAAACUGACCUGUAUUAGUAGUACUUUCACUGGUCAUUCAUAUCUUUAUACGGGCCGUAAAAUGAUAAAAGCUGCAGCCUGAAAUCCAGACCAAACCUGUUAAACGCGUAAAAGAAAAUACCUUUUAGAGAAACUGUGACAGAAGUCUUCGGCUAGUUUUAGGACAGUAAAGACUCUUCUACAACAUGUCCUUUCAGGCGGAAUGAUUGUUUCUGCUGAGGGAAAAUUACAUAUCAAUCACCUGCGGUUUGUUUGUCGCUUCCUGUUUAUUUUAAAUGUUCUUUCUUUUAAGAAUUCAGCUGUUGUCAGGCAGAUGUGACAGACUUAAAAAGCGUGAACGCUCACCUUUGCUUAGCAGUAUUUUGUUAACAAAAGACUCCUGAUAAUAAACCUGUUUUUAAACCUCU